AUGAGCGCCCCCAUCAUCUCAAUCGACACGCAGCAUGAAGAUAUGAUCCACGACGCGCAGCUGGAUUACUAUGGCAAGCGCCUCGCCACGUGCUCUUCGGACCGGACGAUCAAAGUCUACGAUGUCACGGGCGACGUGCAGAACAAUGAGCAGAUCUUGACAGGCCAUGACGGUCCCGUGUGGCAAGUGUCGUGGGCCCACCCCAAGUUCGGUGCGCUGCUGGCUGCCUGCUCGUACGAUGGCAAAGUCAUUAUCUACCGCGAGCAGAGUCUGAACCAAUGGACGCAGGCGUACGUCCACGCCUUCCACAAGUCCUCGGUCAAUAGCAUUGCGUGGGCGCCGCACGAGUAUGGACUGGUGCUCGCCUGUGCUUCGGCCGAUGGGAUCGUCUCGAUCCUCAGUUACUCGCCGGAAGGCUGGAGCGUGAGUCAGUUCAAGGACAGUGCGCUUGGCUGCAAUGCUGUGAGCUGGGCGCCGUUCCACUCGGUUGGCUCGCAGGGCCCGACAGGCCCGAUCCGCCGCGUAGUGACGGCGUCGUGCGACAAGACGAUCAAGAUCUGGAGCCUUGUGGAGGGCGAAACAGACUGGACGAAGCAGGAGCUGAGCUCUGCUCCUGCGCACAGCGACUGGGUGCGUGACGUGGCGUGGGCUCCUAGCACGGGGCUUCCCGUCAACCUCAUUGCCAGUUGCUCUGAGGACAAGCACGUGUACGUCUGGUCGCAGACUGUAGACGACAGCGCGUGGAAGCGCGAGCUGCUGCACAUCUUCGACGCGUCGGUGUGGCGUGUAAGCUGGUCGGUCACUGGCAACGUGCUCGCCGUGUCCUCGGGCGACCACAAAGUGACGUUGUGGAAAGAAACGCUCGACAAGAAGUGGAUCCAAAUAUCGUCCGUCGACGAGGCUGGCGCGAUUCACAACGGCAACGAGUAG
Messenger RNA from Hyaloperonospora brassicae, 930 nucleotides. The record is from the annotation of a GenBank genome assembly. Lineage: Eukaryota; Oomycota; Peronosporomycetes; Peronosporales; Peronosporaceae.